Pogonomyrmex barbatus (red harvester ant) is the source of this 1903-nucleotide messenger RNA. It is a transcript of the gene temp, whose product is annotated as protein prenyltransferase alpha subunit repeat-containing protein tempura. The record is from RefSeq and is a predicted model, not a curated record. Gene Ontology annotation, molecular function: protein prenyltransferase activity. Lineage: Eukaryota; Metazoa; Arthropoda; Insecta; Hymenoptera; Formicidae. Gene Ontology annotation, cellular component: cytoplasm. Gene Ontology annotation, biological process: protein prenylation.
GCCCGGGCCGACUCGCGGCUCACUUCGUGACGCGCGCGGUCGAGCGCUCCGAAACUGCCGCGACUGCCGCACUCCGGCAGCGCUUCCGCAGAGCGAAGUGCCGCACCGACCUAUACGCCGCAACGAGACGGUACCGUGCGGCGGGAAGACGGAAAGAGGAAGCGAGAGAAGAGGAAGGAGGGCGCAAGGGAGAGAGAAAGAGACAACGCGCGAGGGUGGUGUGGUCACACUGGCGCGUCCGCCGUCGACCGACACGUCCACGAGGGAGAUGUGAUGCGGCUCACACGAUGGUGGACAACGAGUUCCCGGCCGCCGAGAAGAUCCUCCGUGACAUCGAGAACACCGUCAGGAGGAAUCCCACUAUAAGGAGUUUCGUGAUCCUGCCGAUGGAGGACAGCGAGAACCGAUCGCCGGUCUUUCAUCAGGAGGACAGCUUGGGAGUGGCAUCUUGGUGCGUCCAGCCGCUCUACAUUUACACGUACCGUCGGCUGCUGGAGUAUCGGCGGACGCGUCAUCAACGGCGCGAGGAACCCAGCACCGUGGCGAGAUGGCUGCUGGGUGCCCUGCUGUUUAAUCCGAACGUGACCAUGUUCUGGAAUAUGCGGCGGGAGUUGGUACGCGCCGGCAGGUUGGACGCACGCGACGAGCUAUCCUUCACACGGCCGGUGCUCUAUCACACGCCAAAGUGCUUCGAGGCCUUCGCGUAUCGAAGCUGGCUGAUGCCGCUCGUCCUGGACGCCGAGCAGACCGACGUCGCCGCACUCGCCAACAGCGAGCUCGAGCUCGUGCAGACCUGCGCGGAUCGCUACGCGAACAACUAUCACGCGUGGAGUUACCGGCGGCACCUGGUGACCCUGUUCGAGUCCCGCGGCUUAUCCCUCAGUUACGACAGCGAAUGGAUGAGAACGGCCGUAUGGUGCCGGCAGCACGUGUCCGAUCACAGCGCGCACUCCUACCUGCAGUUCCUGCUGCGAAAGUACAUGCUGGCGGUGGUGUCUCUGGGCAGAGAGGCGCGCGAGGAUCCCGGUUAUCACAGGAUCGGGUUAACGCUGUUCUUCUAUAUGGACCGUUACCAUCCCGCCGGCGAAACCGAACGGACGUUGCUGGAACGUAUUCGCGAGGUCGCAUGUCUGGAGCGCGAUCACGGUUACUCGUCCACCGAUAUACGCAAACUCAGGUGUUACCUAACGGCGUUGUCAUACUGGACGGAGGAGUGCUGGAAUAAUGAGAAAUAUAUUCUCACGUACGACAAUCACGAGACGUUGUGGUGCCACCGUAGAUUCCUGGCGCACUUGAUCGCUGUUCUCACUGUCGCGUACGCGAAGCACGCCUGUUAUCGCGAGGACGAUUUUUGGGACGCUCGAUGUCACGAGGAGCUGUCACUCGCGCCGCUCCUCCGCGACAGACGUUUCACCACCGACGACGACCUGUUAAUGGUCGCUCAUGUGAUGCUUCUCAAGUCAUUUUGCUUUGUUAAUAUCGAUAUCAUCGAAAUGGCGAUGAAUCGCCCGAAGGAAAAGGUGUUUAUCGACAGAUUUUGCAAAUAUCUUGAAAGAAUAGGCUUGCGAUGAUCGAAAUUAGCGCGCGAGAUUUUGAGUUUGACGAAAGCGUGACAAGCUGCGAUAAAAAGCUGAAUGUAAGAUUUUACUUAUCAGGGUGCAUAAACGCGGAAGUAAUAAAUGUGAGGAUUGCGCAUUAAUACUCGCGCAAUAAUUUUAUUGUAAUAUAAUUUCUCUUUCUCUCUCUUUUUUAUAAUUUUGUAUUGUCCAAGUUGCGUCAAAAUGCUCGAUGUGAUUCUAUGAUAUGUGAUUCUACGAUGCAUGAAGGGAUAACUAUUUUGUUAAUCUUCUUUUUUUAAAGUUUUUGAUAUUCUUGAAAUAUAUUUUUAAGCCGUUUGAUUGUG